Molecule: messenger RNA, 1671 nt
Organism: Exophiala bonariae
Lineage: Eukaryota; Fungi; Ascomycota; Eurotiomycetes; Chaetothyriales; Herpotrichiellaceae
Exons: 8
Coding region: 1-1671 (556 amino acids)
Biological process (GO): regulation of DNA-templated transcription
Molecular function (GO): zinc ion binding; DNA-binding transcription factor activity, RNA polymerase II-specific
Source: RefSeq, a predicted model, not a curated record
AUGCAUUGCGAUGGUCGAACACCGUCAUGCUCUGCUUGUCUUCACAACCAGAGACGAUGCGAAUACAGCGACCUCGAUCGACGACGAAAGGGAGACAAAGAGGUCGAGCUGGACUUACUUCACGAGAAGAUUCGUGGGUUUGAAGCUAUCAUGAUCUGUUUGAAACAUGGAUCAAAUGAAGAGAUUGGCAAUCUGAUCAGUAGUAUUCGGGAGGACGCUGGGGCGAGUGAUUCGGAGUCGAACAAAUUUGAUAUGCAGGCAAUACCUGAUCAACCUCCAAAAGAUCACACAAACCGGCGGCAAGCACCUUCACCAAAAAUUUUCAGUCCCCAGGACCUCCCUCCUGAGGAUGUCAUUAGGCUGGGCUUAACCACCUUUUACGCUGGGAGCUUCAUCUUAUUCUAUGUUUUGGAAGAAGAUGAAGCCACAGCCCUCUGCGAUCAAGUGUAUCAGUCUGAUGAGCCGCCAACUAGAAUGACACUCAGUGAGCUAUGUGCCCUAGCAGCCGUUGGCCAUAUCUAUGACGGUGAUGAGGUUUCGGUGGCAAUGAUGGAAGCAUUGUAUCGCACAGCAUCAUCGUUGUCAAAUGAGUGCUUAGACGAAAAACCUCUCCGGGUUAUGAGAGUACUUGUCUCCUUAAGCAUGUAUGCAUUCAUGACUAGGAAAUAUAGCGCUCGUUUGUCCGUGGCCACAGGUCUACAAAUAGCGAGGACACUUGUCUUUCUCGAAUGUUGGCUAGCCGCAAGUCUAGGUUAUCAAUUCGAUUUGAGUGAGGGUGAGAUAGAGUUCACCAAAAGUGAUAUCUUGGAACCUGUCCCAAGCUUCGAAAACGCGAUUCAAGCCCAAAUCAGUACGAUUGGCUUAUUGAUGGCAGGUGUCCUGCAAGAAGUGUAUGGCUCCAAACCUAUCACAUUUGCCGUGGUCGGGCGGUGUUCCGAAACCUUGAAUAACUGGCGACGAAGUUUGCCACCACUGAUGGAGCUGUCUGCGAUCACAGCAACGGAGACGGCAGAGCAUGUUGACAGACAUCGAAGGUCACUGUUUCUGAUUCAUGCGAUUUAUAUGGGAGUAAGGAUGUUGUUAUACAGACCUCUACUCGUGGCAAUCGCUCAAUGUAAUAUCAGUGGGAGAUGGGUCCUGGACGGUCCCGUUGAGAUGGGACGCCACCUUCAAAGCGAGGCUGUUGACGUAGCAAAGACUUGCGUACGGCUCCUCAAUCUUCUGAAUUCUGGUAGCCAUUGGUUGUGCAUAAGUCAUGCUUCGGCGGCAUGUAGCAUACUCCUGCUCGAUGUGGCGCAAAGUCUGCUUGAAAGAAACGACGGACGCGCAGUGGAGGAUCUUAUAGCCUCACAAGAAUGUAUUGACAUCCUCAAUGAACGCAGCACCUUUAGUCGAAUCGCUCAGGAAAUGUUGGACGAUAUUGGGUCACUACAAGACGACUUGAACACCUUAUUGCGCGGGGAAAAUGUCAUCACUCGGUCUGUAACGGCCAAAGAGCUCCUUCAUACUGGGGAGCACUCCACAAGGCCGGCUAGGGAACCAUCGAGAGUUGAUGCCAAUGAAGGACACACUGCUACUGUCAUCGCAGCAACCCAGCAAGCUAUCGGCCUGGCUGGGAAUCCGUUUCAUUAUGAGCGCAAGUUCGAGUUCGAGGACUUUGAGGAUGAUUAA